CGAGGGUUUUUGUGACCGUCCUAGAGUUUCUGCUCUACUCCCGCCGUCCUCUCGCUCCAUCUGCACCCGCUCCAAUGGCGAUCUCCUUCUCGGAUCUCCACACCGAAGCCGGCCUCAAAACCCUUGAAGAAUUUCUUGCCGGGAAGACCUACAUCUCCGGAGAUCAGAUCACCAGAGAUGAUAUCAAAGUCUUUGCAGCAGUAUCGAAAAGGCCAGGAGGGGAGUUUCCGAAUGUGUGCCGGUGGUACGAGAGUGUAUCUUCGAUUAUUGCUCCAAGAUUUCUCGGUAAUGCUGUUGGAGUCAAAAUCACAAGCCAAGCUGCAUCCUUAGCUCCUGCCCCUGCAGCUGAAUCGGCAAAGGCUACAGAGGAUGAUGAUGAUAUAGACCUCUUCGGUGAGGAGACAGAGGAGGAGAAGAAAGUGGCAGCGGAGCGGGAGGCUGCUGUGAAAGCCUCUUCCAAGAAGAAAGAAUCUGGAAAGUCAUCUGUCCUUAUGGAUAUCAAGCCUUGGGAUGAUGAAACAGACAUGAAGAAGCUGGAGGAGGCUGUUCGCAGCAUUGAGAUGCCUGGCCUCUUAUGGGGAGCAUCAAAGCUUGUGCCCGUGGGUUAUGGCAUUAAGAAGCUGCAGAUCAUGUUGACCAUUGUAGAUGACCUCGUAUCAGUUGACAGCCUUAUUGAGGAGCAUCUCACGGUGGAGUCCUGCAGUGAAUAUGUUCAGAGCUGUGACAUUGUGGCCUUCAACAAAAUCUAGAUGUGUCUCAGCCAUUUAAUCCAGGUGAAGCGGUUAUUAGGUAAUUGUGUUCUCAGGGUAAAACCUUGUAGUACUGUUUUUUGAAUCUUUUUUUAGGCUUUGGCUUGGAAAAAUAUUAUGAGAUUUAUUGUCUGACCCCAAGGGGAUUCGUAGGUACUUUUGUUUGAAAGGUCGUUUCGGCUGUCAUGAUAUUUUAUUAUAUUUUACAAGUUUUGAGAACUCUAUGAGAUGAAGUGUUUUACGUGAUGAAAUUUCUGAGUAAAUGUCGAUAUGAC
Messenger RNA from Elaeis guineensis (African oil palm), 1024 nucleotides. RefSeq names its product elongation factor 1-beta-like. Gene Ontology annotation, molecular function: guanyl-nucleotide exchange factor activity; translation elongation factor activity. The record is from RefSeq and is marked provisional. Gene Ontology annotation, cellular component: cytosol; eukaryotic translation elongation factor 1 complex. Gene Ontology annotation, biological process: translational elongation. NCBI's taxonomy places the organism in Eukaryota, Viridiplantae, Streptophyta, Magnoliopsida, Arecales, Arecaceae.